Cygnus olor (mute swan) is the source of this 571-nucleotide messenger RNA. RefSeq names its product histone H3. The record is from RefSeq and is a predicted model, not a curated record. Gene Ontology annotation, molecular function: structural constituent of chromatin; DNA binding; protein heterodimerization activity. The transcript has a single exon. Gene Ontology annotation, cellular component: nucleosome. The coding region runs from base 46 to 456 and encodes 136 amino acids. Lineage: Eukaryota; Metazoa; Chordata; Aves; Anseriformes; Anatidae.
GCUCGGUGCCGGGGACUGAGAGAGGGCGGCGGUGACUGGCGGGCGAUGGCGCGCACGAAGCAGACGGCGCGUAAGUCGACGGGCGGGAAGGCGCCCCGCAAGCAGCUGGCCACCAAGGCGGCCCGCAAGAGCGCGCCGGCCACGGGCGGCGUGAAGAAGCCGCACCGCUACCGGCCCGGCACGGUGGCGCUGCGCGAGAUCCGCCGCUACCAGAAGUCGACGGAGCUGCUGAUCCGCAAGCUGCCCUUCCAGCGGCUGGUGCGCGAGAUCGCGCAGGACUUCAAGACCGACCUGCGCUUCCAGAGCUCGGCCGUGAUGGCGCUGCAGGAGGCGAGCGAGGCCUACCUGGUGGGGCUCUUCGAGGACACCAACCUGUGCGCCAUCCACGCCAAGCGCGUCACCAUCAUGCCCAAGGACAUCCAGCUCGCCCGCCGCAUCCGCGGGGAGCGCGCCUGAGGCUCCUGCCCAGCCCUUCCCCCCUCUUCUGCUCUGGCAGAGGAGGCUGCACUCAGACCCAAAGGCUCUUUUAAGAGCCACUCCAUCCUCAGAAAAGGCUGUUAUUACUUACGUU